UGAGUCAUGCAAGAAGUCUAGGAGACGACAUGAGAAACACGUGGACCCUUCUCUUAAAACUGCCCCACUUACUCACACCUCCCAACACUCACAACUCACAAGUCACAUCUUUGCCCUAAUUAACGUUUCUUUUACUUGCUUGCAUUUCAUCUUCCCCUAAACAAUUUUUAUAAACUAUCGUAUUAUCGGAUCCACAAUCCAAGGUUUUACAAGAUUCAGAUCAUUCGCCUUGGAUUUCUGGGAGGAAUGAAGUUGGUGUGUGUGUGAUUAUUGGAGUAAAGGUGUUGCCUUUUUUGGUAGGUUUUUUUUAAAUGGAAAUUCUUGAGAGUUUGAAAACACUUGUUGAGGAUACUGUUAUGUCGAAAAUGGAGAAUCAGCAAAACCCAUGUGGGGAAACACUGAAUGGGGCUUCUGGGUUGAUGGCUGGUGAUGAGGUUGUGGUUGGUGGUGAUGCAGUUGAGGGAGGAAUUGACAAUGUUGAGGUGGGGAAUCAGGGGUUGGGUGUUGGGGGGGUCGUGGGGGGUGGUGAAACGGGGGUAUCGAGUGGUGGAGUGGGAGGGGAUGGGGUUGAGGAUGGGGAAAAUUGUUGGGGGUUUGGGGGAAUGGAGAGAGGGAUUUUGGGCAAUGAGGUUGUUGAGGGUGGGGAUGAACCAGGUGGAGUUGGUGAUGUGGAGGCGGUGCAAUACGGCUGUGGAAACGGAAGUGGGUAUGAGUUGGUUCCAGAUGUUUGUUUAAGUAAUGUAGGAAAUGACGAGAUUGGGGUUGACAUGUUGGUGAUGCAGGAGGUGUCGGUUGAAGAAGAAGUUGCUGAGAAGGUUUUAGUGCAGGAGGAGAUUCAAGACGCUGGGGCUGAGAAGGUUGUAGUGCAGGAGGAUAUUCAAGACGCUGGGGCUGAGAAGGUUUUAAUGCAGGAGGAUAUUCAAGAGGUUGGGGCUGAGAAGGUUUUAAUGCAGGAGGAUAUUCAAGAGGUUGGGCCUGUAGUGCAGGAGGGGAUCCAAGACGUUGGUGCGGAGAAGGUUGUAAUGGAGGAGGAGAUUCAAGAUGUUGGGGCUGAGAAUGUUGCAGUGCAGGAGGGGAUUCAGUUUGUAAUGCAGGAGGAUAUUCAAGACGUUGGAGCUGGGAAGUUGCAGGAGGGGAUUCAAGAUGUUGGACCUGAGAAGUUGCAGGAGGGUAUUGAAGAGGUUGGGGAUGAAGAUGUGGUAAUGCAUGAGGAGAUCGUAGAGAUUGAGGCUGGGGAUGUGGCGAUGAAUGAGGCGAUUGAAGUUGAAAUGGAGGGGACUGAGAAGGUGGUAAUGCAGGAGAGGUUUGAAGUGGUCGGGGCUGAGAAGUUAAUUAUGAAGCAAGAUGCAGUUGGCGAUGAUGAGGUGUUAAUGCAGGAGGGAAAUGAAGAGGUUAAGGCUGAGAAUUUAUUAGUGCAGGAGGCAGUUGAAGAGGUAGGGGCUAUGAAGGUGGUGAUGCAGGAUGGGGUCAAAGAUCAGUAUGCUUCACAACAGAAUCUAGUUGACUCUGGCAACAAAAUAGAUGUUUCUACAUCUGGUAUUUCUCUAUAUGUGGAUGUUUUUGGUCAAGUAGAUAGCGGUGUUCGAGGUGAUCAUUCUUGUACGGUGGAACAGGGAUCAUUUGAAAGAAGUUCAAAUGCAGAAAAUUUGUUGAAUGGAAGUAGUGCACUAUUGCCUGAGAAUGGAACUAAUGGUAACACUCCAGAAGUUAGGGACUCUAGUAUAUACAAGAAUGCGGAAGUAGGGAGUGAUGUGAAUUGUGAGGCCAUUGCUUGCAACGGACAUAGGUUUAGUGUUGGUGAUCUAGUGUGGGCUAAAACCAAUACUCAGUUAUGGUGGCCUGGAGUGAUAGUUCAGCAUUCUGAUCUUUCAAAUGACUCUGCGAAGGGGGAGGAGGACCAUUUUCAGGUUAGACUCUUUGGGAGUGGUAAUGUAUUGUGGGGAAGGAACUGGCAGUUGAAGCCUUUUCACGAGUUUUUUGAUCAGAUAUCAAGGCAGGGCAGCUCUAAAAGCUUCUAUUAUGCUGUUGAGAAGGCUGUUGGUGAGAUUGGUAGGCGGGUAAAGUUGGAAAUGACUUGCCCUUGUUAUCUGGAAGAAAGUAAGAUAACUGAUGUUACAGGAGGUGAAAUUUCCAAAAAGAGAGCUUCUAAACUCGAGGAACUGCCAGUGCUUCAGUUCGAACCUGAAAAAUUACUUGCACGCAUCAGAUGUUUGGCCCGGGAUAUUGUUUUUCCUUCUACAAUAGAGAGUAAAAUCAUCCAAAGUCGUCUAUCAGCCUUCUAUCGUUCUGUUGGUCACCUUCAACUGCCAAUUCAUCAACUCAAGCCAACUGAUGCUAAAAGUGAUGAUCAGAAUGUAGUGGCAUCGGAAGUUAUUUCAAGCAAGCAGGCAUUAAAGUCCAGAACCAGAUCCAUUCAUCAGGAUCCAGAUGAUGAUAAAAAUGAAGCUUCUGGUAGAGUACUUUCAGCAGAGAUGAAAUUGGCCAGCCCCAUCUUAUCUACAGAGUUGUCUGGAGAUAAAGUUGACAGUGUGGAGCUCCUUGACUGUGGUACUAACGGGAAGCUUGAAAAGAGCUAUGAAUCAAGGGAACGCCGAAAGAGCAAGUAUCUAUCAUUUCCUUAUGUUGAUCCUAGCCAGGUAUCUAAAAGUUUGAAUAAUGAAGAAGGAAAUGAAAUGGCAGAUCCUUCUGAUGAGACUUCUUUGUCUGUCCGUACAGUGAAAUCUCGUGACAAGAAGAGAAAGAAAAGUCCAUGCAGGAAAAGCACUGUCCACAAUAUAUAUGUUCCAGUUGUUAUAAAUGCUUCUUCAGCUGAGUUGUUAUCCAAACUGAGAUAUACAGCUCUAGAUUGUCUAUAUCCUAAUGAAAGUAAACAGUUUGAUAUCAUGCAGUGUUUUGUUUCUAGAUUCCGGAAAUAUGCUUUCCACGCCUUUACCCAUGAGAUAAGAAAAGAAGAGGAUACUGUUUGUAUGGAAUUUGAGAAUGAGAUGGGCCUUUUCAAAACUCUGUCUGAAAUUGAAAAUCAGACAGAGAAACAAAUUGAGAAGGAAGCAAGAAAACGUGGGACCCCUGAAGCAGCCAUGGCUGCACCGGAUGUCAGUGAAACUGUGGGAAUUGGCUUGCUAGAAAAGGAUUCAAAAAUAAAAUUUAUGUCAAAAUGCAGAAAGAAAGAAACUACAAGCCCACUAGGUUUGAAUACAAAACCUACUGACGGUUUUCCGGGAAAUAUUUCAAGCGGCUCAAUUGUGAUAGAUUUUCAGACAGAUCCUUAUGCAUUGGAAAGCCAAACUUUACCAAAGAAAAGGACAAGGAAGACAAAGAAAACUCCAGGGUGCCCUGAGAUUAAAGUAAUGGCCAGACCAGCAGAUUUGAAAGGAAGUAAUGUUGUUGCUCAGUUAGAAGAAUCGAGUGCUGCACGUGUUUGUACUCCUAAUGAAGAGAAAUCUGAGCGUAAAAGGAAAAAGGUGGCAACUUCUAGCAAUCACCCUAUGACUAAUGGGGCAGAUUUGCCCAAUGAGAAUGAAACUAUUGGAGCUGAUGGUGCGGUAUUGAAAGAGAUUGAGGUCAUGGGACCUUAUUCACUCCAAAAUAUUCCUGGCGUAAAUAAGGAAGGAACAAAUGAGCCAUUUUCUUUGCACUUAAAUGCUGUACUUGCUCCUGAGCAACCAGAUGUCCAUAAGAACACUGAAACUAGUUCAGUCAUGGAAGGUAUACAGCAGACAGGCAUGCUCUCUACUGUUAAACCCGAGUUGAAAAAAAGAAAGAGACAGCAAAAGGCUGCAAACUUUACUUCUGCCAUACCGGAUUUGAAUGGAAAUACUACUGAAAGCCAGCUAUCUGAAGUAAAACCGAAGAGAAAGAGUAGAAAAAAGAAAACGGAUUCUGGAUUAUUGGAUAUUAAUCUCAGUAUCAGUGAGGCCCAGACUACUGGAGAAGUUAUAGGAACUGCCCUCCUCUUAAAAUUUGCUCCAGAAGCUCCCAUGCCAACACCAGAAGACCUGACAUCCGCAUUUUGCACAUUUGGGCCAUUGAAGGAUUCUGAAACAAAAGUUUUUAUCGAUUCCGGUACUGCCCAGGUUGUGUUUAUUAACUCCUCUGAAGCUAGAACUGCCUUUUGCAGCUUAGAGAAAAACAGUCCUUUUGGCUCAGCUCUUGUGAACUACCGCCUCCAAGUUCUAUUUGCUGCAUCAGGGGUUUCGGGAUCGGAUGGUGGCCUCAACAUGCAUCAGGUUUGGCCUGCUGAAAAAGUGAAGAGCCCCCGAAAGCCUAGGACUGCUAAAAAGCCCAAGAACCUGGUUAAACCUUCUACUAUCAGUGAACCUCAAGGCAAGAGCACAGAGGCUCCUGAUCUCCAGUUUGUUAGACAGAAUCUUCAGAUGAUGACGUCAAUGCUAGAGAAUGCUGGAGAUAAUAUAUCGCCAGAAAUGAGACUGAGGUUGGAGACUGAAAUUAAGUCCCUUCUAAACAGGGUAACGUCCAUGGUUGGUUCAUCUUCCUCGUAGGAUAGUUUGCAAGUUCCAAGACUGUAAGACUUUCUAUUUUGGCGUCCACUGUAAGUCAUAACAUGGAUGUUUCUGGGCACCCUUUAAUCAUGUCCUUGCGUGUAUUGCGCCUCCUUUUCAUGUUAUAAUGUACCAUGAUGAACGGGUUCUUUCUUAUGGCUUAAUAGGUAAAAUAGUCCUCUAGACUUGGUGUAAUAUAUUUGUGGUUGCUACUUCCCGGUAGGAACAUUAUCUGGACAUGUAACUUUGCAUGUACUUCCCUAUGUUGAUCUAAUAAUCAUUCAGGAUUUCGCACCAGUAAAA
Messenger RNA from Daucus carota subsp. sativus, 4802 nucleotides. RefSeq names its product serine/threonine-protein kinase ATM. The record is from RefSeq and is a predicted model, not a curated record. Lineage: Eukaryota; Viridiplantae; Streptophyta; Magnoliopsida; Apiales; Apiaceae. The coding region runs from base 312 to 4499 and encodes 1395 amino acids. The transcript is spliced from 2 exons.